Messenger RNA from Vicia villosa (hairy vetch), 363 nucleotides. RefSeq names its product non-specific lipid-transfer protein 1-like. The record is from RefSeq and is a predicted model, not a curated record. The coding region runs from base 1 to 363 and encodes 120 amino acids. Gene Ontology annotation, cellular component: membrane. The transcript is spliced from 2 exons. NCBI's taxonomy places the organism in Eukaryota, Viridiplantae, Streptophyta, Magnoliopsida, Fabales, Fabaceae. Gene Ontology annotation, biological process: lipid transport. Gene Ontology annotation, molecular function: lipid binding.
AUGUCGAGCCAGAAAACAGUUUCUGCAAUAUUAGUUUUGUGCAUGAUAAUGACAACAACAUUACAUGCAAGUGAAAUCGAUGACGUUUCAUGUCCUGAGGCUAUUUCAAAUCUAUUGCCAUGUCUAACUUUUCUAACAGGGUUUCUUCCACCAACACCAUCUGCUGAGUGUUGCACUGGAGCUACUAAUUUGUUCAAUAAGGCUAACACAACUCCUAUUUUGAGAAGUGUCUGCCAAUGUCUCAAAGAUGCUUCUACUAGGUUUGGAGUUAAACCAGACAGGGCUGCUCAACUUCCACCACUUUGUCACAUUAAUUUGUCUUUUCAAAUUAGUCCUUCGGUUGAUUGUAGCAAGAUUCAAUGA